AUGGGAAACCAGAGUUCCAAGGAAGGCGGCAGUUCAAAGGCAUCGGGCGCUGAUGGCCUGCAGUCCUACCCUUCUUUCAGUCGCUCUGACACCAAAGACUCGACGCGCUCCUUCCGCUCUUUGCGAUCCAAGAUCCCCGGUGGGAAAAAUGACAGCCCACGCUCCUCCGCCAUUCUCACCGGUGGCGAAGCUGGUGCCGAAAGAUCAGAUGCCAUCUCGAGCCGACCGAACCGAUCGUCUAUGCCACCGUCCUCACGUCUGAACCGGUCCGACUUCGGCUCCUCUCCGACAUCAGUCUCAUCGUCAAUCGACAACAACCAACCCUCGUCGCCGCUAAGCGAUGAUGGCAGGCAGCCACCGCCGUCGCCAAUCCAGUCGGCCUCUAUGAAGUCGGGCAGACAUAAUGUCAGCUCGGCCCAGGCCAGCGGCGAGGUCGAUCACGUGUCCGAAUCACCACCGUCUGCAAGUGCCCCAGACCCGAACAUGCCACUGUCGGAACCAGGCCAGUCCAUUCUCUCUCGUCGUGACAGCAUUGCCAGCAAUUCGACCGCCUCAAGGCCGCUGGCUCCUGGCACUCCUGGCGUCGAGGAGGCCGGCAACAUGACCAUGGGCGACAUCCAGGGCAUCGAUAUCGAUGACUACAUUAAGCGCUUGUUGGAUGCUGCCUACGCAGGCAAGGUGACCAAGGCUGCGUGCCUUAAGAACGCCGAAAUUGUAGCUAUUUGCCAGCGCGCUCGCGAAUGCUUCCUAUCACAGCCGACGCUGCUCGAGCUGGAUGCUCCGGUCAAGAUCGUUGGCGAUGUUCACGGCCAGUACACGGACCUGAUCCGCAUGUUUGAGAUGUGCGGCUUCCCCCCGUCAUCCAACUUUCUCUUCCUCGGUGACUACGUCGACCGGGGGAAGCAGUCUCUCGAGACUAUCCUACUUCUCAUGUGCUACAAGAUCAAGUAUCCUGAAAACUUCUUCUUGCUACGGGGAAAUCACGAGUGUGCAAACGUGACACGCGUCUACGGCUUUUACGACGAGUGCAAGCGUCGCUGCAACGUCAAGAUUUGGAAAACUUUCAUCGACACAUUCAACACUCUGCCCGUGGCUGCCAUCGUGGCUGGGAAGAUCUUCUGUGUGCACGGCGGACUGUCGCCUGCUCUCGACCAUAUGGACGACAUUCGCCACAUUACCCGGCCAACAGACGUGCCCGACUAUGGCCUAUUGAACGACCUGCUAUGGUCCGACCCGGCUGACAUGGAGCAAGACUGGGACUCGAACGAGCGCGGCGUCAGCUACUGUUUCAACAAGAAGGUUAUCACUGACUUCUUGGUCAAGCACGACUUUGAUCUGGUAUGCCGCGCGCAUAUGGUCGUUGAGGACGGCUACGAGUUUUUCAGCGACCGGGUAUUGGUUACGGUGUUCAGUGCGCCCAACUAUUGCGGCGAAUUCGACAAUUGGGGCGCUGUGAUGUCGGUCUCGUCGGAGCUGCUCUGCAGCUUUGAGCUUCUCAAACCACUGGACUCGAAUGGGCUGAAGAGCCACAUCAAGAAGCAGAGAAAUAACCGCAAGAAUUUUAUCAACAGCCCUCCUGCCAAUGUGUAUCCUCAGAGUGUGUAG
Messenger RNA from Grosmannia clavigera kw1407, 1605 nucleotides. Its product is annotated as serine/threonine-protein phosphatase pp-z. NCBI's taxonomy places the organism in Eukaryota, Fungi, Ascomycota, Sordariomycetes, Ophiostomatales, Ophiostomataceae. The record is from RefSeq and is a predicted model, not a curated record. Gene Ontology annotation, cellular component: cytoplasm; nucleus. The transcript is spliced from 3 exons. Gene Ontology annotation, molecular function: protein serine/threonine phosphatase activity. The coding region runs from base 1 to 1605 and encodes 534 amino acids.